Radiomyces spectabilis is the source of this 1462-nucleotide messenger RNA. RefSeq lists its product as uncharacterized. Gene Ontology annotation, cellular component: nucleus. Bases 247 to 1173 code for a protein of 308 amino acids. Gene Ontology annotation, biological process: positive regulation of transcription by RNA polymerase II. The record is from RefSeq and is a predicted model, not a curated record. Lineage: Eukaryota; Fungi; Mucoromycota; Mucoromycetes; Mucorales; Radiomycetaceae. The transcript has 3 exons. Gene Ontology annotation, molecular function: DNA-binding transcription factor activity, RNA polymerase II-specific; zinc ion binding; sequence-specific DNA binding.
AAACACUUCAUCUUAUCCCGUGUCAUUGCGUCUUCCAUCCUUUUAAAUAUCAUACAUUUACUUUUCUUCUUUUCUUCUUAUCUUUGAUUCUCACUACAGUAUACAACUCGUUUCCUUACUUGCCUUGUUCAAACUUGCCUUUUUUUUUUUCAUCCAUUUCUCCACCUGAUAUUUUUGGGGAGGUUUUUUUUCUUUUUUAUUCUUGUUUUUUUUUCUUUGUUUGCAUCUGUUCAUUGAUACCGAGUUAUGACUGACCAUUCGUCAGUAAACUCAAUCAAUAUUCAGCAUUGUACCGAUAAAACGCGUCUUUGUACGGGUUAUCCUUAUUGUUCGCAUUGUGCUUCUGGUUUUCGGGAAAACAAGCCGUGGCGUAUGGCCUUUGUAACCAAUCGUUCCAAUGAUCAAGGCAUCACCACGGGCAGAACCAUUUUUACCUCCAAGAGUACUGGCACGAGCAUGUCGACUGUAACUACCACGACAUUUGCCGAUAUUCCACGUCGAUUGAGUUCUGGAUCUGCAUGUGAAACGUGUCGCAAACGUAAAACCAAGUGCGACGGUGGCCAACCUUGUGCGUUUUGUGCUUCCAAUCGUAUCGAAUGCAUACAUCGAAUCAGCAAACGAAAACAGCAACGCAGUUCAGCAUGCGAUUCUUCACGCCCCUAUUUAUCGGCAAGUCCCACAUCAGUCAGUGAACAUUCUUUUGCGGUAUCACCAGAGAUUACUUCCGCCAAUCUAUGCCCCACGAGAGAUCUCUUUCAUAACCAGCACACCGGAUCAUCUGGAACCCAUUCAGGCGGGAGUCAUUUGGGGACGACUGUCAAAGUAAAUGGUUCAGAAUUGACCCUUCAUCAUCUCUCAUCAAAUGCUUCAAUCUCUGGCGCUGGAAAAUCAGCUGCACAAUCCUUGCUUCCGUCACUGUCACUGCCAUCAAGGAUGAAUGAUACUUCCGGGGCCAGUCUAAAUACGUAUGCCUCAAGCUUGACUGAAAAUCCUGUGAAUGGAAAAGAUGAGAUCCCUAGUAUUAUGGACCAAUUGUCCUGCCGUACCUUUUCAAUUGCAUUAGCAGCAUCUGUCGAUCAUCCUAGUAAUUAUCCUAUUUAUCCCAUCUCGUCUUCGUGGACAGUGGCAUCUAGCCCGCAUCAAUCAUCAUAUGAACACAACGAUAACGUGUAAGAGACGCUCUUUUCGUCGAUAUGAACAUCCACAGUCGAUGGUGAGAAUCUUUAUGCCUCUAUGAACUUAUGGUCUAUCACAUUUGUCUUUUUUUUUUUUCCUUGAAACUUCCUCAACCUAUAUUUUAUCUAUAUGUGAACAUCACCAUAGACUCUUUUUUUUUGGAUAUCUUCAUUUUAAAAAAGCUUUUUAGAGUAGCGAUAUGAAAAACUUUAUAUUAAAAAAGACUAAGCGUUUCUUUAUCUGAAGAUAAUAAUAUGAAAAAUCGGAUAAAGAGACUGUUUCGAAC